Messenger RNA from Cladophialophora carrionii CBS 160.54, 915 nucleotides. RefSeq lists its product as uncharacterized. Lineage: Eukaryota; Fungi; Ascomycota; Eurotiomycetes; Chaetothyriales; Herpotrichiellaceae. The record is from RefSeq and is a predicted model, not a curated record. The transcript is spliced from 4 exons. The coding region runs from base 1 to 915 and encodes 304 amino acids.
AUGACUUCGAUGCUUGGUUCCCAGUUCACUCCCGGGGCAGACCUCUUUCAAGAUCCGUUUGCCCUCCACCUGCUCCUGAUUAAUACCGCAGCCGCCACGUGGCGAAGGUAUCUAGCGUAUAUUGCUCAAGAGGUCCGCAAUGUGGCCGAGCAAGCAAUCCUGGUGGACUUUGAGCAUGAUGGGGCACACCUAGGCGAGCUUGAACAACGUCAAUAUCUGAAGCAGCUUGAAGAUAUGAUAACCAGUCUCAUAAGCGCGGUCGAUUCGUCCCUGGACGUGUGCGCAACCCUUCGUUCCAAUCAUACCAAAUAUACACAGAUCAGGGUCGGUCCUCGCGAUCAAUCGUCUCUGCAACGCCGCAAAGACCUAUUUGACCAAGUGUUAAGCGAGAAAGAGCGAGAACUGCGACACCAUCGUGCUCAAGCCGGUGUGCUCCGCAUGCGAAUCCGCAGUGCUGAGGCUCUUGUCACAAAUAUACUUGAUCUUGGGAAUGGUAACUCCUUGAGACUGCUCGCGAUAGAAGCUCAGGAGGAGAAUAAAGCCAUGCAAGGAAUCACUACAAAGGGUUUGAAGGAUGCAGCAGCUGUCAAGGUCUUGACAAUAAUCACCCUGGUAUACCUCCCAACGACGGCUGUCCUGAACUUCUUCUCAACCUCCUUUGUGAACUUCGGGCCCAACCGCAAUGGCGAUGCCACACUUACAGUGGCUGGUAAUUGGUGGAUUGCUCUGGCAGUAGCCGCGCCCCUUACCAUUUUUACGAUAUACAUCUGGUCGUUCUAUGUCGACACCUUUGUCUAUAACAAUCCACCGGCGUGGUGGCGAUGGGUUAGUAGCUGGCUGAAUUACCUGGCGGCUACGCACACGUGGAAACUGCGAAACCCGGGCCCGGUUGGUCAAGGGAUGAAUGGAGCGUAA